This is a messenger RNA of Macaca mulatta (Rhesus monkey), 873 nucleotides long. It is a transcript of the gene GOLT1A, whose product is annotated as golgi transport 1A. The record is from RefSeq and is a predicted model, not a curated record. Lineage: Eukaryota; Metazoa; Chordata; Mammalia; Primates; Cercopithecidae. Gene Ontology annotation, cellular component: membrane; endoplasmic reticulum. Gene Ontology annotation, biological process: endoplasmic reticulum to Golgi vesicle-mediated transport; retrograde transport, endosome to Golgi.
GCACCUGCAUGGUGUGCGCGGGUGGGGCGGGGGUUGGAGGGGGAGUUAAUGAUUUGCCAUAGGCUCAUUUCGCAACUUAACCAAGAGUCAGCUUCCCGUGACCAUGUACCAGUUGAGUCCCCCGGGCCACGCUCCACUUGUCCGCUUCCAACCGGAAGGCCCCCCAGGCUGUGUGCGGCAUGAUCUCCAUCACCGAAUGGCAGAAGAUUGGUGUGGGGAUCACCGGUUUCGGCAUCUUCUUCAUCCUCUUUGGAACACUCCUGUACUUUGAUUCCGUGCUCCUGGCCUUUGGAAACCUGCUGUUCCUGACGGGCCUCUCCUUCAUCAUCGGCUUGAGGAAGACCUUUCAGUUCUUCUUCCAACGGCACAAACUCAAGGGAACCAGCUUCUUCCUGGGGGGUGUGGUUGUCGUGCUCCUACGCUGGCCCCUCCUGGGUAUGUUCCUGGAAACCUACGGAUUCUUCAGCCUGUUCAAGGGCUUUUUCCCUGUUGCCUUCGGCUUCCUGGGCAAUGUCUGCAACAUCCCCUUCCUGGGUGCGCUGUUCCGGAGACUUCAAGGCACUAGCUCAAUGGUCUGAACAACAGAGAUGAGCUCCUUGAACUUGGAUCAUUGGUUGAGGGGGCUGGAGAGAGAAUGGGAACCACCCCCUCAGUCCCCCGCACUGACUCACUCCCGGUCAUAUCUGGACCUCCCCAAGUCCAGAAGGAAGGAUGGAGCUGAGCAACUGACGUCAAAUCCCCAAGUCGACUCAAGAGGCUGCCAGGAAGCAGAGACGCAGAGCCCCAAGGAGAUUGGGCUGGGGCUGGCAUCACACCCUCACUAUAUAUUUACAGAAGGAAAAGUGAAGAUUAAAUUCCCAAGCUGUGCGUGUG